GGGGAUGACAUGCGUGUAGUCUGCAACACCGCAAGAGCAGCACGGGCUGUCUCUGCUCCUAGUUUACGAUCUAAUGAUCCGGGACACUUAAAAGGGAAAUUUAAAGGCAUAGGCAAAGGUUCCCAAGUGGCACAUGAAGGGCGUCUCUGACAUCACAUUGCGCCUCGUCAUAUACAUCCCGAGCACCACCUCCUCUUCAUCCAUCCUCGACAGCUUGUAGUCAUUCUUGCAAUCUCUCACCGAGUGCAAGAAGGCAGGGGCGGAUCAAGGUUUUUUUUUUUUUACGUAGGCUAAUAAACUGCUAGUUUUCCACCCAGAGGAGGAGGGGGUUGGGACACUAUUGCCUUUACGCCUCACUACGCGUGUGCAGCUGUUGCAGGACAGGAGCUCCGUUUCUUAGCACUGCACCGGGGCAUUUCGCCGUUCAGAGCAGAGUCUCCCGUGAUUGUUCGCCAGCUAUGUCCGAGGCAGGAGCGUCCGAAGUCGGGGCAAGGCUGUUGUUGCACGCUUUUCCCGGCAGUAUGGAUUGCCAGCAGAGCUCCCCGCUGGAGUGUGUAGAAUGAAGCUUCGGGUGAGACAAAGAAAGCAGAGAUGUCGGUGCCUUUACUCAAGAUCGGGGUUGUGCUCAGCACGAUGGCCAUGAUCACCAACUGGAUGUCGCAGACGCUGCCCUCCUUGGUUGGACUUAACACCACCAAGCUGAUGGCAGCACCUGGAGGGAUACCGGACCGAAGUACCGGCGUACUGCCAGCAAACCCUGAGGAGUCAUGGCAGGUGUACAGCUCGGCUCAGGACAGCGAGGGCAGGUGUAUCUGCACCGUAGUGGCUCCCCAGCAGACCAUGUGCUCACGAGAUGCCAGGACCAAACAGCUGAGGCAGCUGCUGGAGAAAGUUCAGAAUAUGACACAGUCCAUCCAGGUGUUGGACCAGCGGACCCAGAGAGACCUCCAGUAUGUGGAAAAGAUGGAGAUCCAGUUACGAGGCCUGGAGACCAAGUUCCGGCAGGUGGAAGAAAGCCACAAGCAGAAUAUUGCCAAGCAAUAUAAGGCAAUAAAAGCGAAAAUGGAGGAACUUAGGCCAUUGAUACCAGUGUUGGAGGAGUACAAGGCCGAUGCCAAAUUGGUAUUACAGUUUAAGGAGGAAGUCCAGAAUCUGACGUCAGUUCUAAACGAACUUCAGGAGGAGAUGGGAGCCUAUGACUACGAGGAGCUACAGAACAGAGUGUCAAAUCUUGAGGAGAGGCUCCGAGCAUGCAUGCAAAAAUUAGCUUGUGGUAAGCUAACGGGAAUAAGCGAGCCGGUUACCAUCAAAACGUCCGGAUCGAGGUUUGGCUCUUGGAUGACGGACCCUCUGGCACCUGAGGGAGACACCAGGGUCUGGUACAUGGACGGCUACCACAACAACCGCUUUGUACGGGAAUACAGGUCAAUGGCCGACUUCAUGACGUCUGACAAUUUCACUUCGCAUCGCCUCCCUCAUCCCUGGUCCGGUACAGGCCAAGUUGUCUACAACGGCUCCAUCUACUUCAACAAGUUUCAGAGUCACAUCAUCAUCAAGUACGACUUCAAGACCUCCUCGAUCAGCAAGUCACGCCCCCUGGAGUACGCUGGCUACAAUAACAUGUAUCAUUACUCGUGGGGUGGCCACUCCGACAUCGACCUGAUGGUGGACGAGGGAGGCCUCUGGGCCGUGUAUGCCACCAAUCAGAACGCGGGGAACAUCGUCAUCAGCAAGCUGAAUCCCAACACCCUGAAUAUUAUCAAGAGCUGGACCACCAACCAUCCCAAGAGGAGCGCUGGGGAGGCGUUCAUGAUCUGUGGCACGCUCUACGUCACCAACGGCUACUCUGGGGGGACUAAGGUUUACUAUGCCUUCCACACCAACUCGUCCACUUAUGAGUACAUCGACAUACCUUUCCAGAACAAGUAUUCACACAUCUCCAUGUUGGACUACAACCCCAAGGACCGAGUCCUCUAUGCAUGGAACAACGGUCACCAGGUGCUGUACAACAUCACCUUGUUCCAUGUCAUCCGCUCUGAUGAGUUGUAGAUGCUCAGUAAAAGACCUUCUGUAUCACAUGAUGCUUAAGCGUGGUGGAUGCGCUACACUACAGAGAAGUAGGAUGACGUCAUAAAAAAAAAAACUAUUUACAGAAGUGUAGUAUGUAUAGAGUGAAUAUAGAAAAUAAGGACAAGAUAAAAGGUCACGCCUUUUUUAAAAAAAAGCAAAUACUAACCUAUGGGAUUCUUACGGUCUGUGGAGGGUGUUCCCGGAGCGUUACCUCUUCGCGAUCUUUGUAUCGCACAUUAAUUGUGGAGGCUGGUAUUUGGAAGUGGAAUGUUCUUGCUCCAGGUGGGUAGAGUGAUGAGUCAUGUGGCUAGAAGAAUAUAAUAUCAAGAAUGCAAUCCCAUCAUAUACUUUUUAUCAAUAAUAUAAUAUAUAUAAAUAUAUAUAUAUAUAUAUAUACAUAAACAUCUGUUAAAAAAAUGAAGGCAUUGACUGUUGGAAGCACCAUGAUUUAAAAUUCUAGUCUCUGUGAUUGUAUGUGGAUCUCUGCUUUUACCUACUUUCUUUUGCAUGGGCUUUUAUAUCACCAGGGUCCACACUUAUGGGUGUAUUUUGCUAUUUGAUUCUGUAUAACUAAAAGGGGCUAGUUUAGGAGUAUGGUGAAAAACAUCAUCAUUUAUUUAUUUAUUUAUUUAUUUCCCCCCCCUCAUUCUCGUCUUUUGGGUUGACUCAGUUUUGUAAUCGUAUCACAUUAGUGUUGGUAUCGAUGUAACUGUGCUUAUUAUGUCUUUGUUAGGUUGGACUGUGCUGAAAGAAUAUAUCUAGAUCAUAUAUUUCUGUCUAGCAAAAAUUAUCACAAGAGAAUGUAUCGAGCGACGUAUUUACGAGGCAGUGAUAUGCACGCUGUCUCCUCCUUUAGCUUGACUUCACGAGUCUGCAGUCUUUGUUUCCUAGCAGAGAUAAGUGGAGGCAUCCUCCUCUGUUGCGCUUUUCUGGAUGUGUGUUGUACCUGCUAUGAGAUAGUUUGUACUAAUAAAAACGGGAUUGUUGUUCUAUGCCAA
This is a messenger RNA of Paramormyrops kingsleyae, 3068 nucleotides long. It is a transcript of the gene olfm1a, whose product is annotated as olfactomedin 1a. Gene Ontology annotation, biological process: signal transduction. The record is from RefSeq and is a predicted model, not a curated record. Lineage: Eukaryota; Metazoa; Chordata; Actinopteri; Osteoglossiformes; Mormyridae.